CACGUCAGAGAAGGCAGCAGAGUCCUUUUGGAGGAGACGGCUCCAUUCUUUUGAGGAACGGACGACACGACUUCUGACGUUUUUAAAACUUAUCAUAAACUUUUUUGAGAUCAACAUGAACGCUUUCGUCGGUCUGCAUUGCACAUUACUUUUUGCGUUGAGCCUGAUAUUUGGAAAAUAUCCUGCCGAUGCCGGGAUGUGCUGGCUGCAGCAGAGCCAGGAGCCGCGUUGUGACAUGGUGCUCAAGAGGGGGGUGACCCGUGAGGAGUGCUGUGCCGGUGGCCGUCUAGACACCGCCUGGUCCAACACCACUCUGCCCAUCAACGAGGUCAGCCUGCUUGGAUUUCUGGGAAUCGUGUCCUGUAAGCCUUGCAAAGAGAACUGCGAUGGUGUCAAGUGUGGCCCUGGGAAGGUGUGUAAGAUGAAGUUGGGGCGGCCCCAGUGUGUGUGCUCCCCCGACUGUGGCAGUAUCUCCGGCAAGCACGCCGUCUGCGGCAGCGAUGGCAACUCUUACCGAGACGAGUGCGACCUCCUCAUGGCCAGGUGCAAAGGGCAGCCAGAUCUGGAGAUCAUGUACCAGGGGGAAUGCAAAAAGUCUUGCUCCAACGUGGUAUGCCCUGGCACGCACACCUGUGUGACUGACCAGACCAACAGUGCCCACUGUGUCAUGUGCCGCACAGCCCCCUGCCCCCUGCCCAUGGCAACUGAGUCCCCCAUAUGUGGCAACGACAACAUCACUUACUCCAGCGCCUGCCACCUCCGCAGGGCCACCUGCUUCAGAGGGCGGUCCAUAGGAGUCCGCCACUACGGCCAUUGCGCAAGUGUAGAGGGGAGUGAGGAGAAUUCCCUCGACUAACUUCUGAAGACAUUUCGGGCGUGAAGUGAUAAAACUCCCAGCACUUGGUUUGGAUUGGAUUGCCUGCUUGCGAGUUCCUAGUCAAGACUUUACGGCCCCCCCUGUUAGUCUCCAGCAGCUUCAGUCUUAUGACAAUACAUGUGGAUGUGGAGUAGACCGUGGGAAGAGCAAGUCUUCUGCAAAACGGGAGCCACUGACAUGUUAAUGCAUGCGGUACAUAUUAAAUGAAAUGAUUUUUUGAAUUACUUUUUUUUUUUACUGAAAUGUCUAUUUUGGAGAGGUUUUUGGUUCACUUUGGAGGAUUUGUUUUGCAAGAUGUGUAUAUUGUAAAUACAAUACCACUACUAUUUAUUGGAGAAAAUAUAAAAUACCUAUUUAAUACCUCUGUCAUCUAGAAGUCAUAUACCCAUAGAUCAUUUUGAAAUAUAUUUAUUGUAAUAUCAUCUAUUGUUAUGUGGGCAGCGCAUGUCUGAUACCGGUAGAACUGUUUUCAAUGACAUAUUUGUAUUGUGUAUUUAAAUGACAGUGCGGCCAUUUUGGCAAGCUGUGCUGGAAUCUUAAUCACAGAGUUGUAGAGCGUAGACAAAUGCCAAAACAGAGCAGCGUCGAUCUGUCUUUACAUUCCCCUGCCUUUGUUUGGAGGUGAGUCUAGUCGGCAGCCAAAAAAUGGAGUUUACUACUCUGCCUUAAUGUGUGCAACAGUUUGGGGUCUGGAAAAUUUAAUUACCUACCAAUCAAUAAAAUUACCAGCUGGAUGCUAAUAGACUAGACUGCACAAAACAGUUUUCAGUAAAUCAUCAUUUUCAUUGCCUUUGUUUUUGUGUAAUGAUGGGUUAUCUGAGUUCAUUCAUUAUUUUUCUGCUCCUUUAUUGGUUACAUACACACAUUCUAAAUGCGAUUGGCUAUCCGGUCAUGGAAAAAAACUCUUAAGACUUUCUAAAAGGAUUCAUCUGAAAGCAUUCCAUGUUCAGUUGUAAGUAUUCUAAUGUAUCUGUACAGGUACUGUAUUGUACUGCAUUUAAUGUUCUGCCCUGCUUGUUGAUAGAGCUACUUUCACAAUCCUGUAUAAAUAUCUACUGUUAAAAUUUGAUGGAUAAAUGUAUCAAGUUAUUUUUGUAUUUUUCUACUGAUGUUUGAAAUUAAAAAUGUUAAAGAAUA
Molecule: messenger RNA, 2014 nt
Organism: Alosa sapidissima (American shad)
Lineage: Eukaryota; Metazoa; Chordata; Actinopteri; Clupeiformes; Clupeidae
Gene: fstl3
Product: follistatin-like 3 (secreted glycoprotein)
Exons: 5
Coding region: 116-856 (246 amino acids)
Biological process (GO): multicellular organism development; cell differentiation; negative regulation of activin receptor signaling pathway
Molecular function (GO): protein binding; activin binding
Source: RefSeq, a predicted model, not a curated record